Molecule: messenger RNA, 1407 nt
Organism: Zeugodacus cucurbitae (melon fly)
Lineage: Eukaryota; Metazoa; Arthropoda; Insecta; Diptera; Tephritidae
Product: phenoloxidase-activating factor 3
Exons: 6
Coding region: 84-1295 (403 amino acids)
Biological process (GO): proteolysis
Molecular function (GO): serine-type endopeptidase activity
Source: RefSeq, a predicted model, not a curated record
UUAUAAUACGACGCUUAAAGAUCGUUUGAUUUUGUGAACAGAAAAUAGUUUCUCUUAAGAGCUUCAAGUGCGCGGUUGUUGCAAUGGUCGAGUUUCACUUCAAAUUAUUUGCCUGCCUUUGUGUGGCUUUCUGCUGCAAUCUUGGCGUUAGAGCGCGUGUUUAUGUGUGCAAAGAAAAUAACAUUCACGGCGAUUGUAUGUUGUAUGAGAACUGCCCAACUCUACAGGACACUCCAUUCACGGACGACAUGAUUAAUCGAAAAGACUGUAGAAAUUCCGGACUUAGCGGUCGAGUUGUCUGUUGUCCGCGCAGGAAUUUACGACGGCCUAAUCGUGGAAAAACAUCAACAACAACCACAACCACAACAACAGAAAAAAUAGCAUUGAAAAGAAGGUGGCCUGAGCGCAACGAGUUUAAUAGAAAAACCAAUAUUGAAGAUUUGCAGAACUUCAAUUCGGUUGGUUUGGCACUACUGAACAAGCAUAAUUGCGGUAGUAUUAUGGAUUUUCGUUUGGCCAACGGCAUUAAUGCUAUACAAGGCGAAUUCCCAUGGAUGGCUAUGUUACUUAACGCACGGAAGAAACCAUUUUGUGGUGGUUCCGUAAUAACCGAACGCUUCGUGCUCACAGCGGCCCAUUGUAUUACUGAUGAUUUACGAAUGGUGCGCUUUGGUGAACAUAGAAUUUCCACCAAAAUGGAUUGCACACUAACCGUUUGUCAAACAUACGUGGAUUUUGGCAUCGACCCAUACCAGAAACCCUUAAUUCAUCCAGACUACAGAUCUCUGAACUAUCAUAAGGACAUCGCGCUGAUAAAGCUCAAUAGGGAUAUCGAUUUUAAACUUUACGACCACAUUGCACCCAUUUGCUUGCCCACAAAGCCAUCGGAUUAUAAUAUACGGCCAAAGGAUAAUUUAAUCUUAGCGGGCUGGGGCCUACAAAAAUACGAUCUCUACGCUGAUGUACUUCAGAAAGGUGAGUUGAAAAUCAAACCGUUGCAUCUUUGCAAGAAUUUAUACCCACGUAUGAGGAUUGACAAUUCGAAGCUCUGUAUACAAGCCGGUUCUAACGGCACGGUAUCUUGUCAUGGCGAUUCGGGAAGCCCACUGUUUUGGAAAACCGAUUACAAAAUUGGCUGGUUCACUAAACAGCAUUACACGCAAAUUGGUUUGGUAUCUCUGGGUUAUGGCAAGGAGUGUGGUGAUUUCACUUCGGAUCCGUUUAUGUAUGAAAACGUAAGCGACUCCAUGAUUUGGAUUACUCAUGCUCUUUACAAAGCAUAUUUUAAUUACUAAAAUAAUGUACCACGCUUCUUUAAUUCACAAUUUUGGUGGAACUGAUUUUUAAAGUAAUCGGAGUUUGUAGUAAAUUUUUCUAAAAUUAAUUUUAAAAUAAAAUGUUUGUAAA